UGUGCGGAAAGACAGCGCCCUUCAGCAUAAGUUCCGUGGCUUACAUGAUGCGGUACGCGAGGGAACCGAGAACCUCGUAGUCUCGUGACUACGCGUCAGAGCGAUGGAGGAGCUGUGGUACAAAAAGGCAGCGUACAACAGUAUUGAAAGGGUAUAUCAAACCUCUCUGGUCCUUCGCUCGCACCUGAAAAGAGCUCAUCUCAUCUCUUACCGAGCGCAUCACCACAUUUUCGCCAACUUCCGACAAGACUACGAUCCAAAAUGCCACCACUAUCGCACCACCCCUCCCUCCGCUACCUCUCCACCCUCUUCAGUGGCGCAUUCCUCGCGUUCGGCUCAACCUACAUGAUAUCCCCACGCACGGGCUACUCUUUCUUCGGCUUCACCAAUAGCCCGAGCACAUCGGCCGAAUGGGCUAUGAUGGAGCGCGUACUAGUUUUAUACGGCGCCAAGGAUAUAUUGGUGGGUGUGGCUAUCUUUGCUUCGACGUGGUCUGGGACGAGACGCAGUGCGGGAUUGGUGCUUGUGGCGGCGGGUGCUUGCGGGGCUGUUGAUGGGUAUGUGGUUGGGAAGGAAACGGGCAUGGGCUGGUGGAAUCAUUGGGGGUGGCCGAAUGUUAUGGCAGCGGUGCUUGGGGGUGUUUUGAUGGGGGUGGUGGGGUGAGCGGGUGGAGGAGUGGAAGGGGGCAGCGGGGUGGCAUCUCGCCAUACGAUGUUGAAAUCCGGCGGUGGCUUGGAGAUGGCGUGUGGUAACGUUAGAGCAUUUGACGACUUUUAUAAAGAUUCGAGAAAUGUCGCCUGUCAUGUGGAAGAAUGGUCACGAUGGAGGUCAAUGUUGCCAUCUUGCACGUGCCGUCGCGCGUGGCUAGCGCGAGUGGCGCGUCAUAGCGACUUGCGUCCCGCGUUGCCUGCCCCGAAC
Messenger RNA from Alternaria rosae, 918 nucleotides. RefSeq lists its product as uncharacterized. Lineage: Eukaryota; Fungi; Ascomycota; Dothideomycetes; Pleosporales; Pleosporaceae. The transcript has 2 exons. The coding region runs from base 262 to 663 and encodes 133 amino acids. The record is from RefSeq and is a predicted model, not a curated record.